Molecule: messenger RNA, 1896 nt
Organism: Lacerta agilis (Sand lizard)
Lineage: Eukaryota; Metazoa; Chordata; Lepidosauria; Squamata; Lacertidae
Gene: DKK3
Product: dickkopf WNT signaling pathway inhibitor 3
Exons: 8
Coding region: 38-1180 (380 amino acids)
Biological process (GO): negative regulation of canonical Wnt signaling pathway; multicellular organism development
Cellular component (GO): extracellular region
Molecular function (GO): co-receptor binding; receptor antagonist activity
Source: RefSeq, a predicted model, not a curated record
CUGUUUGGGUUUCCUCGCCUGCAGCCAAUAGCGGUGAAUGUUGCUCAGCAGCCAAAGCCACAGCCGCCUGCUUCUGUUGGGGGCGAAGGGGGGGAUUCUGGCGUCUCCUUCCUCAGCAGUCGGGCGGGGAGUUGGUGAGACAUUUCUGAGGAUGUUCCUGCUUGGCUCAAAGCUCCUGUUGCUGGCUGUCCUUUUUGGGGUGGCGCAUGCAGCUCCUGCUUCAGAUGGAGAUGAGCAGCCUGAAGAAGUACUACUAAACUUUCCCAAGGAUGAAGCUAGUCUGAAUGAAAUGUUCCGAGAGGUAGAAGAACUGAUGGAGGACACACAGUACAAGUUGAGGAAUGCAGUCCAAGAGAUGGAGGCAGAGGAAGAAGGUUCUAAAAGGAUAGAAGUCGACUUUGAGAAGCUACCUGCCAACUACCACAAUGAAUCGGACACAGAUACAAAAAUUGGAAAUAAAACCAUACAUAGUCACCAAGAAAUAAAUAAGGCCACAGAUAACAAGACUGGAUCGACUAGCUAUUCUGAAACUAUUAUUACAUCAAUACGGGAAGGAGAGAGCAAGAGGAAUCAUGAAUGCAUUAUUGAUGAGGACUGUGAGACAGGAAAAUACUGUGAAUUCUCUGGCUUGGAGUACCAGUGUCAUGUUUGCAAAACUCAACACACACAAUGCUCUCGAGAUGUGGAGUGUUGUGGACAUCAACUCUGCGUCUGGGGUGAGUGCGUGAAAGCUGCCUCAAAAGGAGAAAAUGGAACGAUUUGUGAAAGCCAGAAAGACUGCAAUCCUGGAAUGUGUUGCGCAUUUUCAAAAGACCUUCUGUUCCCUGUGUGCACCCCAUUACCUGGAGAGAGAGAGCCUUGCUAUGAUCCUUCAAACAGGCUUCUUAACCUAAUUACAUGGGAGCUGGAGCCAGAUGGAGCCCUCGAUCGCUGCCCAUGUGCACAUGGGUUCAUUUGUCAGAUGCAGAGGCACAGCAGCGAUUCUCUGUGUGAACUCUCUUUCAAUAAGACCCAAAAUGAGAAGCCUUUACCAGUGGAUGAAAUAUCACUUCUGGAUUUUGUAACCUCACACAUUCCUGGCGACUAUGGAGAGAGAUUGAUUACAGAAGUACAGGAAGGUUUGGAUGAAGACUUAACUGAUUCAAAGAAACUGGAUCUGAUUUUUGGAGAUGAAAUGUAAAAUAGUUAAGCAAGUUAAUUAAUCACACUCACCAUUCUAGCAAUUUAGAUAGUGUCUUGUUUGAUAACUCUAAACUUGCACCCCUUUUCACUACUGGAUAGAAGUGCAAUAAUUGAGAGUAUACUCUACAUAGUUAUCUUCUGCCCUUGCAUGAUCAGAUGAGGUUUUCUCUUUUCAGGCUCGAACCAAAUUCUACACUAAAAUGUCAAAAGUUGUCAAUGGACUCUUUUGUGGACAAGUUUGAGUUUUAAACGAGGCAUGAUUUGAACUUGUUGAUGGAUAGAUUAAUUUAAGUCUAUUUAUGAUUAUUGGUGGUGGUUUGAGCUCUGCAUUUUAUGUAUAUGUUGCUUGUUUUCAAAAUUUGUCAAGAGCCUUCUUGAUUUUUAGACUGGGCAUUGUUUUUAUUCAGUCUUUUAAAAUAUAACCAACGACACUGCUGUAACUGUAUUUUUUUAAAACAGCAACUACAGGGACUUGAGAUUUUAAAAUGAGGUAUACAGGAUGAGAAAAAUCAGUGUGGCAUGUAAUUUAGCAAUAACUAGUAAAAAGCAUCUCAACAAGAUCUGAGUGAGAUGAAACUUUAACAUCAAAAGGAUAGUAAUCAUUCCUCUAGACAGCUAUUUUAUCUCAUCCUAGAAGCAAGUUCUAGAAGGCAUGUAUGUUUUAUAUACAAUGCAUAUUUGUUAUUGAGCACUUACAAUAAAGCAGUAUGAUUU